ACUCAUUUGUGAACAGCCAGGAGUGGACCCUGAGCCGCUCUGUGCCGGAGCUUAAAGUGGGCAUAGUGGGCAACCUGUCUAGUGGGAAAUCAGCCUUGGUUCAUCGAUAUCUGACAGGGACCUAUGUCCAGGAAGAGUCCCCUGAAGGGGGUCGAUUUAAAAAGGAGAUUGUGGUGGACGGCCAGAGUUACCUGCUGCUGAUCCGGGAUGAAGGAGGCCCCCCUGAACUCCAGUUUGCUGCCUGGGUGGAUGCAGUGGUGUUUGUGUUCAGCCUGGAGGAUGAAAUCAGCUUCCAGACGGUGUACAACUACUUCCUACGCCUCUGCAGCUUUCGAAAUGCCAGCGAGGUGCCCAUGGUGCUGGUGGGCACACAGGAUGCCAUCAGUGCCGCCAAUCCCCGGGUCAUUGACGACAGCAGGGCCCGCAAACUGUCCACAGACCUGAAGCGCUGUACCUACUACGAAACAUGCGCAACCUAUGGGCUCAAUGUGGAACGAGUCUUCCAGGACGUGGCCCAGAAGGUGGUAGCUUUGAGGAAGAAGCAGCAGCUGGCGAUCGGGCCCUGCAAGUCCCUGCCCAACUCACCCAGCCACUCGGCCGUGUCUGCUGCCUCCAUCCCAGCCGUGCACAUCAAUCAGGCCACCAACGGAGGCAGCAGCGCCUUCAGCGACUACUCGUCCUCAGUCCCCUCCACCCCUAGCAUCAGCCAGCGGGAGCUGCGCAUCGAGACCAUCGCUGCCUCCUCCACCCCCACGCCCAUCCGCAAGCAGUCCAAGCGGCGUUCUAACAUCUUCACGAUAUGUGCCACUGUUUCCAACUUUUCAUCAACAAAAAGGCCUUUCCAACUCCUUCCAAAUUAGAAGACCAGGUGGUGAUACACAGCACCUCUGGACAUUCCCCCUGUGCGGGCCGGAGGCGGGCCGGGCCCUGGGACUGCUCUCAGAUGAGAAGCGGCCGCCGAGCUCCCCGCUCCAGAGACCCACAGGAACCUUUGUAACUAACCCUACCCCCAGGGAAGGCUAGGAACGCCGGAGCCCGCGCUGGGGGCUGCCGGGGGACCAGGCCCGGCUGGAUGCUGCGCCAGGCUCGCUGAAUGGAGAAGAAGGGAGCUCGGCCCACGCCGGCCGGCCAAAGCGAAGAGGCCCAGAGGGGCGGGGGCACUCAAGCCCGCUGGCCCAGCUGCUCCUGGGGGGAGCUUUCCUGCCCCUCCCCUCCUCUGCUCCUUCCUGCAUGGACUUCUGCCGUUCCUGCUCCUGCUCCGGAAGCCGCCGCCACCGCGCUUGCCUUGCCCCCUCUUUUUGGCCCCUCCCCCCUGUUUCCUAGGAUCCGCAUUUGGGUGGACUCUGCCCCAGGAGCUUGGCAGGGUGCAGGCCCUCUUCUGGCCUCUCUCCUCUCUCUCUCCAUCCACUGUGCCCCUCGGGCCACACCGAUAUGCUCGGUGCCAUGUGGUGUCUGUGCCGCAAACGAGCACCUGCCCGCUCACUUCCGGACUUUGCUCUCCCUGGUUGUCGUGCCCUGUGCUCCUGGCCAGCCCUCAGCCCCACUGGGCCACCUCUCCUCGUCCCUCCCUUCACUUAACAAACUCCAGGCCCUGGGCUGCACACUCAUUGCGCCCUCCGCCCUCCGUAUUUCGUGUCCUUGCUCUUUGUGAGGGGCGGGCCUGGCUCAGUGACCUGUGCUGCUCUGUAUGGUGCCGUGUUCUCGAAAAGGUGCUGACCUGGACAGGGAGAAGAAAGCUGCGGAGUGCAGAGUGGACAGCAUCGGGAGCGGCCGGGCCAUCCCCAUCAAGCAGGGGAUCCUGCUGAAAAGAAGCGGCAAAUCCUUGAACAAGGAGUGGAAGAAGAAGUAUGUGACGCUGUGUGACAACGGGUUGCUUACUUACCACCCUAGCCUGCACGAUUACAUGCAAAACAUCCACGGCAAAGAGAUCGACCUCCUACGGACGACGGUGAAAGUGCCAGGGAAGCGUCUGCCCCGAGCCACACCCACUACAGCCCCAGGCACCAGUCCCCGUGCCAACGGGUUGGCAAUGGAGCGGAGUAACACACAGCUGGGUGGGGCCACAGGUGCCCCCCACUCGGCCAGCAGCGCAUCCCUGCAUUCUGAGCGCCCUCACAGCUCAGCCUGGGCUGGCUCACGCCCCAGCCCCGAGGGGCUGCACCAGCGCUCCUGUUCGGUUUCCAGCACUGACCAGUGGAGUGAGGCAGCUGCCCUGCCUGCCAGCAUGCAGCACCCUGCCAGUGGCCCAGCUGAGUCACUCAGUUCCAGCCCCAAGCUGGAGCCUCCCCCAUCUCCCCACUCCAACCGGAAGAAGCACCGCGGGAAAAAGAGCACCGGGACCCCCCGACCAGACGGCCCCAGCAGUGCUGCUGAAGAGGCAGAGGAGUCCUUUGAGUUUGUAGUGGUGUCCCUCACUGGUCAGACCUGGCAUUUUGAGGCCUCAACAGCAGAAGAGCGGGAACUAUGGGUGCAGAGCGUGCAGGCCCAAAUCCUCGCCAGCCUACAAGGAUGUCGCAGCGCCAAGGAUAAGACUCGGCUGGGGAACCAGAACACAGCCCUGGCUGUGCAGGCUGUCCGCACGGUCCGUGGCAACAGCUUCUGUAUUGACUGCGAAGCUCCCAAUCCAGACUGGGCCAGCCUGAAUCUGGGUGCCCUGAUGUGUAUCGAGUGUUCAGGGAUCCACCGACACCUGGGAGCUCACCUGUCCCGAGUCCGCUCCUUAGACCUUGACGACUGGCCACCUGAACUGCUGGCCGUCAUGACUGCAAUGGGCAACACCUUGGCUAACAGUGUCUGGGAGGGGGCUCUGGAUGGUUACUCUAAGCCAGGCCCCGAAGCCUGCAGAGAGGAAAAAGAGCGCUGGAUCCGAGCCAAGUAUGAGCAGAAGCUCUUCUUGGCCCCGCUGCCAAGCUCAGAUGUGCCACUGGGACAGCAGUUACUCCGGGCUGUGGUGGAGGAUGACCUGCGGCUGCUGGUGAUGCUGCUGGCCCACGGGUCCAAGGAGGAGGUGAACGAGACAUACGGGGACGGUGACGGGAGGACAGCCCUGCACCUGUCCAGUGCCAUGGCCAAUGUGGUGUUCACACAGCUGCUCAUCUGGUACGGGGUGGACGUGAGGAGCCGUGACGCCCGAGGACUGACCCCACUGGCCUAUGCCCGCCGUGCCGGCAGCCAAGAGUGUGCAGACAUCUUGAUCCAGCAUGGGUGCCCCGGGGAAGGCUGUGGCUUAGCACCCACUCCCAACAGAGAGCCUGCCAAUGGCACCAACCCCUCCGCAGAACUGCACCGCAGCCCUAGUAUCCUAUGAAGCUCAGGAAGAGGGCAGAGGGACCAGAAGGACUCCACGGCCUGCAGGAAACAGAGAAGCAGGGGUGUGCAGAGAAGAGGGGGUGCCACGGGUUCAGGGGUAAAGAGGUUUGGGGUUGAGCUGCAGCAGAGCAAGGUGUGCUCAGCCCUCGGCCCUAUGGUGCCAUUAAAGGAUAGAACCCUUUGGAGGUGCCUGUGAGGAGAGGGGGGCAGGACCUCUCCCUCCUCCAGAACCCUGCCUCCUCAUGACAGCUCCCACCAGCCUUCCCUGUGGUGGGUGGGGAAGGACAGGACACAGGAUGGGGGUGCCAGCUGAAAGACAAAGGGCCAGUCUGGGAGCCCCAUGUAAAAUUUGUACAUUGGAAUAUUUAUGUUGGUGUAUAUACGUGGUGUGUGUGUAUGAUGAGCCAAUAAAGCAGGCUGUAUGUGUGGCCUCCUUUC
Mus caroli (Ryukyu mouse) is the source of this 3747-nucleotide messenger RNA. The record is from RefSeq and is a predicted model, not a curated record. Lineage: Eukaryota; Metazoa; Chordata; Mammalia; Rodentia; Muridae.